CAAUUUUUAAUUAAUCAUCUAAUUAAUAAUAUCUCUUCAUUCCUUCCUUCCAUCUCCAACAACUCUCAUUCAUCAUCAUGAUAAACCCAUUAACCAAAUACAUAACAUUAAAGUAUAGUUAGAAUUAUUUGAAUCAUUACAAUACACAUUAUUAAAAGGGUUCAUUGGAUUGAAUCCAUAUUAUAUGCAUUAUUAUGGCUUUUCAUCUUGCAUUCAGAUCACAAUCAGUAUCAAACACAAACCAAGGUUCACCUUUAACAGAGAGAGUAACAGAGGAACCAUUACCAAUCAAAACAGCACAAAGCACUGUUACAUGCAUCUACCAAACAAACAUUGCAGGACAUUGGAGAAAUGUCACAGUUUUAUGGUGCAAAAACCUCAUGAACCAUACAUUAAACCUCAAAGUUGACAGCACAAGAGGUGAAAACAACAACAACAUUAAUCAGUUUCAUUACAAUUGCAAGAUUGAAGUUAAGCCAUGGUACUUUUGGAACAAAAAAGGUUACAAAUCAUUCGAAGUCGACGGCCAACAUGUCGAUGUUUAUUGGGAUUUAAGAUCGGCUAAGUUCUGCGGCAGUAGCCCCGAGCCAUGCAGUGAUUACUAUGUUGCUUUGGUUUCUGAUGAAGAUGUUGUUUUGUUGUUGGGUGAUUACAAGAAGAAAGCUUACAAGAGACUGAAAAUGAGACCUGCAAUUGUUGAGGCAACACUUUUGGUUAAGAGGGAGAAUGUUUUUGCAAAGAAAAGUUUCUCAACAAAGGCUAAGUUUGAUGAGAAGAGAAAAGAGAGUGACAUUGUUGUUGAAAGUUCAACUGCUGCUAAUAAUAAAGAUCCUGAGAUGUGGAUAAGCAUAGAUGGGAUUGUUUUGAUUCAUGUGAAGAAUUUGCAGUGGAAGUUUAGAGGGAACCAAACUGUUAUGGUUAAUAAACAACCUGUGCAAGUGUUUUGGGAUGUGCAUGAUUGGUUGUUUAGUGUUUCUGGUUCAGGACCUGGUUUGUUUAUCUUCAAACCAGGGCCUACUGAAGUUGAAAGUGAUAAAGAAGGUUGUGAGAGUGAUGAUGGUAGUACUACUAGUGGAUAUUAUUCAACUAAGAGUUAUACUCCAUUUGAAUCUUGCCUCGUACUUUGUGCCUACAAACUGGAGUAAUUUCAUCUGGUAGAUGUUUGAGUCCCUUUACUAUUUUUGUCGGGAUUUGUUCUCUGGCUGAAGUCUAUGGAAAAACAUAUGUUGGGAGAGGUUUACCUCUUAAAUGGUUUUCAGUUACCUCGAGGGAUUAGCCUCUGGAGUUACACGCGAGGAGAUCUUGGUUUACCAAACAAUAAACUUGAGUAAUAAGUUAUAAGGCACAGUAAGAGACCAAAAUGUUUGUAUGAUGAUAGUGGGGGGCAAGUAGUAGAAACAUCAAUUGUAUAGUUCUAUAUUCUUUUUUGAGUCUAAUGGAUAUAUAACUAAUAUUGCUUUUGAAAGUGAAUUGGAAGAUGUGGUUUACUAAAAC
Cicer arietinum (chickpea) is the source of this 1494-nucleotide messenger RNA. RefSeq lists its product as uncharacterized. The record is from RefSeq and is a predicted model, not a curated record. Lineage: Eukaryota; Viridiplantae; Streptophyta; Magnoliopsida; Fabales; Fabaceae.